This is a messenger RNA of [Torrubiella] hemipterigena, 5349 nucleotides long. Lineage: Eukaryota; Fungi; Ascomycota; Sordariomycetes; Hypocreales; Clavicipitaceae. The record is from the annotation of a GenBank genome assembly.
UUUGGCUAAUCGAUAGCUUUUGCUGGGCCGUCAUCUUCAAACAAGGAUGCUCUUCAUCACGUUGUCUAUUACCUUCUGACACAACCGACCAUCCCCUCCUUAUACCAAUUAGAUUUGUUGUUUUCAAUAAUAAAAUCUACCAACCUUCACUAUGGGCUCCAAAGACGAGAAGCCGUCAACAGGCACCCCGAGAAAAACACCACUCGAAAACCCGACCCCUGACAGCAAGCCACUGCCCAAGCCAGAGCUCACCAGUGAACAGACGACCAAAUUCGACAAGCUUCUAGAGACAGUUAAGACAUGGACCGAUGUUACUUGUGAAAAGGAAAAAGACAAGUCUGGCCCAUUGCAAGAUCGCGAAAAGGCAUGGCUUACAAAAGAAUGCCUGUUGCGCUACCUGCGUGCUACAAAGUGGAACGUUGACGAUGCAGCCAAGCGCCUCCAGUCGACACUCUCAUGGCGCCGCGAGUACGGCCUCGACGACUUCACGCCCGAAUAUAUCUCCCCCGAACAAGAAACAGGCAAGCAAAUCAUUGUUGGCUUCGACAAGCAGGGCCGUCCGUGCCAGUACCUCAACCCUGGCCGCCAGAACACCGACGCCAGUCCGCGCCAGAUUCAGCACCUGUUCUACAUGGUAGAGCGUGUUACUGAUAUGAUGCCCGCCGGUGUCGAGAUGCUCAGUCUCAUGAUCAACUUCAAGCCCAGCAAGCACCGCCAAAACACCAGCGUGCCCAUCUCCAUGGCCCGCGAGGUCCUACACAUCCUGCAGAACCACUACCCAGAGCGCCUGGGCAAAGCUCUCAUUAUCAAUGUUCCUUGGAUCGUAUGGGGCUUCUUCAAAAUCAUCACGCCCUUCAUCGACCCCGUCACCCGCGAGAAGCUCAAGUUCAACGAAGACAUGCGCCAGUAUGUACCGGCCGAGCAGCUCUGGAGUCUUGACUGGAACGGCGACAUGGACUUUGAUUACGACCACGAGACUUACUGGCCUGCUCUGAACGACAUGUGCAAGAAGCGCAGGGAGGACAAGCUUGCGCGCUGGCUAGCGGCCGGCAGUGUCCUAGGCGAGUCGGAGGAGUAUCUUGCCGGAGGCACAAGCACAAGCAUUUCCGGAUUCACGUAUGCGCCUGGACAGACGACUAAGGAUGCUGAUGUUGAGCAAUUGCGCGAGAAGCUGGAAACCACCGAACUUGCGGCAUCUGACGAGGCGCCAGCAGUUGCAGCAGAGACGCCUGUCGCUGCAUAGAGCUACGAUGGCUUCGCUUUGUUGAUAGAAAUAUCACCAUCUACCCUGGCUUCUGUAUGAUACAUUACUUGAAUUUACAUGGAUCAGACACCAAAAGUUACACCAGCACGCAUAAUACUAAUAAACCUUGUUUUCUUGAUUUUGAACGGAAUAUAAUAGCUAAAACAAACCUGAAAAAAAGUGAAACCAAAGAUGGACUAAACGUCAUCCUAAUAAACAAGAUGCAACCAGCCCUAUUUAAGCAACCCGACCGUGGAGCUGACUGUUUUCUUCACGCAAGUUCUUCAAUUGGCGUUCAAAUUCCUUGGAAACCCACUCCCAGUACCCUUGCCACACACCAACGGUUGCAGUAUUGCUCGUAGCAGCACCGGCAUUUCCAGUUGUUGCCUUCAUCUUGUCACCGAGCAGCAUGGUCACCCGGAGAAUACUAUUGCGGGCUUCUUCCUGCUUUUCAAUAUCUUGCUUGACCGCAUUGUCUUUAAGCUUGAUGGACAACACGCCGCGAUAGGCCUCGGCGAUCGAGUCGAGGCGUCGAGCUGUCUCGUCUGCAUCCAAAGUGAUCAGUUUGGUCACCAUGAGGUUACAGAGCUGUCGAAUGUCGUUUUCGUCCUUGAGACCAGCCACCACGCGGUCAUAAAAGUCAAUAUUGUUGAUUCGCGUAAAGGCAGUCUCCAUCAAGGCAUACAACGUCUCAUAUGCACUCUUGCGGACUUCUAGGCCAUCAUCCACAGUGUGCUUAAAGGGACCAAGCAUGACCUCGCGCACAAGUUCUUGCUUGAUGACCGACUCUUGGAGCACAAAGGGCAUAAGGCUGUUCAAGGAUGGAAGGAUAAAGUCGGGCUUGUUGUGUGCUGCCGAGUUCAGUGUCGUCAUUGCCAGACGGCGAAUCUCCAUAUCUGAAUCUUGCAGCAUGGUCAAAAGCAUAUCGACAAGAACAUUCUUCAGCAUGCUGUCAAAGUUUUCGUCAUGCUCAGGAAGCGUGUAGCGCACAGCCUGCACGGCCAUACCACGGAUGCUCUGGGACUCAUCCUGCAGGAGAGUUUGCAAUUUUGGAAUGAAGACGGUAGGGUCUAAUGUAGCAAGGCGGCCAAUGCAUUCUGCAGAUACAACCUUGUUAUCAGCGUUACUGGAGGCUUGAAGCAGCUGGUCCCAUAUCAGAGUCGCAUAUUCCCGCAUGUCCGUAGAUUGACUUGAUACAGACUGCAGGAUCUCUUUGAUGGACUGAAUCAACAAGUAUUGCACACUACCACCUCUCUUCAUGGAGUCAAGAAUGACGGGCAAGAACUUCGGCACGUUUCCGGAGCCGGAACGUCCCAAUGCGGUAGCAGCUGCCAAUGAUAUUUUAUCUGGUUCGGCGUGGAAUUGCUUGAGGAAUAGUUCCGGCUCAAGAGGAGACUGUGCGCCUAAUCGCAUACCGGCUUCGCCAAGAAUAGCAAGAGCAAGACAGACGCGACUUUCAUCACCGCUUUGCGUGCUGCUGUUAAGCUCGGUCACAAAGCUGUCAAGAGAUAUGUUUGAGCUACCACCGCCAGUAACAAGAAGAGUGCCAAUGACUUUGCCAACCACAGAUGGAUCACCCGCAACGCUCACAUUCUUGAGCAUACCAUCCAUCAAUGGGCCACCUGAGCCACUUUGCCCAACAUUGUUGACAAAUUCAAGUAGCUGGUCGAGAACGAUGCUGGCGAGAUGAGACUUCAACAGCUCGCAUACAGCCUGUACCAUCUCGUCUGUUACAACGAGCUGCGCGUGGGUUCUCACAAAGUUGGCCAAGAUGAUGAGAGAUGGGCCGAGCAGAUAGGUAUCGCUGUUCGUAAUAGCAGGCAUCAAUGAUGGGACAAUCUGCUCAACAGUGGCUGCAUCAAACAAGUCCUUGGCAGCACCACACAGAAUCAGAUGUUUUAGUGCCACAACACUGGAACCCCUAAGCGAUCUGUUGGCCUUACGGAGCUGCGCGGCCAAUUCGAUGGCAACAUCCUGGACCCAGUCCUUGCUAAGCUGGCCAACAGUAGUGGCAAAAAUUGCGAUAUUAUCCACAGCGCGAACUGCAGCAAGCCUAGUAGUCUCAUUCUUGAGCCUUUCUCGUAGUAGGGCUAGUGCCUUUUCGCGCAUAUCAGAAGCCAAGAGAGCAGUUCCGUCUGCAGACGACGUUCGUGCUAUCAGAAUUCCCAAGCCAUGAAUGGCUCGCUGGCGGACUUCUGCAUCAGCAUCGGUCGCUGCAGCACGCUCAAGGAUAGUGUCAUAUAGCUUUUCCAACUCUUCUUUAUGUUUUGUGCCAGCUCCACGAGAGCGAGGGGGUGUAAUAGCCUUAACAAGCUCCUCUGAAGUACGGAGUGCUUCGCUGGAUAUCUUGUAGAAUCGGUCACGCACAGCAGCGGUGACACCACCGACAACCUUCGGAAGAUAAGGCUGCAGGGUUGCCGAUGGAUGUGUUCGCGAUAUGUCACUCAGUAGACGAAGUGCCGCUUGUCUAAGAGAGCUAGGGGUAGCAGAGGCGGUACCUCCGCUAGUAGUAAGAGAAGUCGAUACUGAUCCAGAGCCAGCUGGUUUCACAGCGUCCAUAAUCAAUGCAAUCAAAUCAGGGAGAUAUUCGGCCAGACCGCCACGCUGGACGGAGACCAUGUCAUCCAAAAGACCUAGAAUAGCCUGCUUGGUGGGCACAGUUUUGCCCUUCAGCUGUUUGGUAGCCGCCUUCACAAUUGUUGGCGUAAGUCUAGUGAGAUCUGCUCGUGGUCCAUGUGUUGGUGCCUUCUCUAGUACGGGAGAAGACAAUCCAGUUCCAGACAUGAAGGCAGAGACACUAGACGAGCCACCGCUGCUCUGUCUUCUUCUCUUGCGACUGAUGGGCAAUUGACUGGUAACAUCGGAUUCGAAUUCGUCGAAAGGCAGCUCAGUUGAAUGUAAUCCCUCGCCAGUCUUUCGAACCAGGAGAGAGAGUGCAGAUAUAAUUUCUAAUCUGACAUUCUCCUCCCUUUCAUCGAUUCGCUUCACUAAUGACGGGGCAGCCUGGUUGUAAAGAACUCCAGCUUCAAGCAAGUCACCACUGCCUCUGGUCGAAAUAAGGGUAUAGAGCGCCUUUGCGGCACAUCGUCGCACUUUCCAGCUUGCAUCGUCGUCAUCAUCUUCGAAACCAUCAUCCGCAUCAAAUUCGUCAUCGUCAUCGUCCUCAUCUUCGUCGUCGUCUUCCUCCAUCUCCUCAUCUUCAUCGACGGCAUAAUUGGGAUCGUAUUUCAGAUAUCGUAGCGUGCAGUCAAGAACUUCGUCGGUAAAAUCACGCAUUUCUUGGGGGCAUGAUGCUAAGAAUGCUUCAAGAGCGACGAGCGAAGCUUCUCGGGCUUCAUUGAAUUCUAGACCGAGAUCGUCACCCUCGCUCAAUUUCUCCAUAUGCUGAUCCAAUUCAUCCUCUGAGAGAGCUUGGAGCACUAAUGGAACGACUUGCUUCAAGUGGUGACCAAAGCGUCUUGGAAUUGACCUUGCCAUACUUCCCACAAUGGAAAUGUAUAGUCGGCGAGUGACUUGGUUCCCAUUGGGUCUAGAGAGGGCAGUAGCCAGGCGUGUAACAACUGCAGCCAAAUGUUCAUCUGUAAGGUACACUGCCAGCAUCGAGAUUGCAACAACAGACCGCUUUUUGACCACAGAUGUCGCCUUGUCGCCUUCAAGCAGUUGAAGGACGACUUCCUGCAUCGCCUCCACCUCGAGCUGCUCUAGCAACGGUCCAUAGCAUCGGACUACUUCAAUCAGAACAUCAACUGACUCGGCACUGAUGUCGGGGCCCUCAAGCAUGCCAGUUGGCGCAGACUUUGUAGCUGGUUGUAAUUUGGAUCCUUGGCCGAUUAAUCGUGGGAUCAAAACUCGGCUGACAGCGCUGUAUGCGGUGAUGGUAUCGGGGGAAUUGGCUGCUCCUGGGAUUGGUCGGGGAAGCGCUAUCAAUACAUUGCGAAGUGCCAACGAUGGAACCGCAUUGUCGACGGAAUUCUUGAGCUUGAGAGACGAUAGUUUUUCGAUCAUCGGGCCAACAAUGGCGGAAGGCACUUUUGCAACGAGAGGUCCGAGGCUAGAUUGACGAAGGGAUGUUAGAAAGAUCUGCUAUCAUUUCAUGUGCAAAGCCC